Plectropomus leopardus (leopard coralgrouper) is the source of this 7017-nucleotide messenger RNA. Lineage: Eukaryota; Metazoa; Chordata; Actinopteri; Perciformes; Serranidae. The record is from RefSeq and is a predicted model, not a curated record.
CGAGGUCCAAUAUUAUUUUUGUUGUGUGGAAACCGCAGCCCUGUGCGCACCUACCUGUAGGUUUGCUGGGAUAUCGAGCUUAAAGUGUGGCAUUGGAUCUUUUCCUUUAAAGCUUGGAGUUUGAGGGAUUUUUGUUGGGGACAAACAGAUAGGCAACAAGGAACUCGGAAACUCAGAAACUCGGGGCUUAUACCGGGACCGGCCUGCAGCAUGCCUGGAUCUAUACCAUUCUACCAGAAGCACCAUCGCCACUAUGAUCGUGGCUACAGGAGCAGGGAGACAGAGUCUAUGCUGAGCCAAUACCAGACCAGCAGCAGAUAUGCUGCUAGCAGCAGCUCCUCUGCCACCAGCGGGAGCAGGGGACUUAUAGUGUCCUCACAUUCUGGGCUGGAUGUGAGCAGACUGAGCCCUGCACCCAAGAGAGCCAAGCCAACUUACUUGGCUGUGGAUAAAGAAAACCAAAUCAUCGGCUAUGUAGUGCCUAUCUUCAGGGGCAGUGAAGACUUUGCUACAGGAUUUUCCGAUACAAAGCAAGCAAGGGUGAGGGACACUGCUACAUACAUGGCCCGCAGGGAUUUGUUCACCAGCGGCCUGGAGAUGGAGAGGUCAGAGCAGAUCUCCAGGAGGGAGGCCAUGCGCGAGUCAGCCAACCGCAUCUCUAAUAACAGAAGGAUCCAUGAACACGGGGAACACUUUAAGCGUAUGAACGAAGACAGCCUGAUGCACGCCCCGGAGUUUGUAAUUAAACCACGCUCCCACACCGUGUGGGAGAAGCAGUGUGUGCGACUGCAUUGCACUGUCAGCGGCUGGCCCGACCCACGGGUCGUCUGGUACAAAAACAAUGUGGCAAUUGACCCUCUUGCCAAUGCUGGCAAGUAUAAACUUGAGAGCAGAUACAAUGUGCACUCACUGGAGAUCAACAGAUGUGAUUUUGAUGACACGGCGCAGUAUCGCGUCUCUGCCAUGAACUCCCAGGGAGAGCUGUCGGCAUUUGCCUCUGUCGUUGUUAAGAGGUUCAAAGGUGAAGUUGACGAGUUCCUGCCAUCACCCAGACGGGCCAGUGCUGAAGAUGGCCCAGUUUCUGAGUAUGGCAUCAACUUCCAGACUCACAUUGUCGAUAACUUUGGUGUGUCGUUUGGAAGAGAGGGUGAGACCAUGAGUCUGGGAUGUACGGUCAUCAUUUACCCCGCCCUGCACCGCUACCAGCCAGAGAUCCAGUGGUACAGAGAUGAUGUUCUGCUGACUCCUUCUAAAUGGUACCAAAUGCACUGGAGUGGCGAUCGAGCCACGCUGACGCUCGCACACCUCAACAAAGAGGACGAGGGGCUCUACACCCUGCGUGUCACAACCAAGUCUGGAUAUGAAACCUACUCGGCCUACGUCUUUGUCAGAGAUGCUGAUGCUGAGGUUGAAGGAGCUCCCGGUGCCCCUCUGGAUGUCCGCUGCCUGGACGCCAACAAGGAUUACAUUAUUGUCACCUGGAAGCAGCCAGCUAUUGAUGGUGGAGACUCCAUCUUGGGCUACUUUGUGGACAGAUGUGAGGUUGGAACCAACCACUGGAUCCAGUGCAAUGACACUCCAGUUAAGUUUGCCCGUUUCCCCGUCACCGGCCUGGUGGAGGGUCGCUCCUACAUGUUCCGUGUGCGCGCAGUCAACAAGAGCGGCAUGAGCCGCCCGUCCAGAGUCUCUGAGCCGGUGGCUGCCAUGGACCCAGCUGACCGCGCUCGCAUGAGAGGUACCUCUGCUCCCUGGACCGGCCAGAUCAUCGUCACGGAGGAGGAGCCUGCAGAGGGCAUUGUUCCUGGCCGACCUCUUGAGCUGCAGGUGACUGAGGCAACCAAGAACUAUGUGGUGCUGAGCUGGAAACCCCCAGCAGGGAAAGGCCUUGAGGGUGUCAUGUACUAUGUAGAAAAGUGUGUCUCGGGCACAGACAGCUGGCAGAGGGUGAACACAGAGAUCCCAGUUAAGUCUCCUCGCUUUGCGCUGUUUGAUCUCGCUGAGGGAAAAUCCUACAGCUUCCGUGUCCGCUGCUGCAACUCUGCCGGUGUUGGCGAGCCAUCUGACCCAACUGAGGCCACCACUGUUGGAGACAAGCUCGAUAUCCCAUCUGCCCCAAGCAAAGUUGUCCCCACCAGAAACACAGACACAUCAGUCGUUGUGUCUUGGGAAGCGUCCAAGGAAGCUAAAGAGUUGGUUGGGUACUACAUCGAGGGGAGCAUCGUGGGCAGCAGCGUGUGGGAGCCAUGCAACAACAAACCUGUGAAUGCUACCAGGUUCAUCUGCCAUGGUCUGAUGACGGGAGAGAAGUACAUCUUCAGGGUGAGGGCAGUGAACGCAGCAGGGCUCAGCCAGUUCUCCCCCGAGUCUGAGCCUGUAGAGGUGAAGGCAGCUAUAGGGGGCGGCAUCCCUCAUGCCUCCCCUGCUCCACCCUAUGGCAUCACUGUCUUGGAGUGUGUGCGUGACUCCAUGGUGCUGGCCUGGAAACAGCCGAACUUCAUCGGUGGCGCUGACAUCACCGGCUACUUCGUGGAUUACCGUGAGGUCAUCGAUGGCGUGCCAGGAAAGUGGCAUGAGGGCAACAUCAGGGCUAUCAGUGAGAGGGCCUACAGGGUAUCUGACCUGAAGGAGAACAGGAAAUACCAGUUCCAGGUGCGAGCAGCCAACAUGGCAGGUGUUGGCAUCCCAUCUCUGCCUAGUGACACCUUCCUGUGUGAGGAGUGGACCAUCGCUGUGCCAGGGCCUCCUCAUGACCUGCAGAUAAGAGAGGUGCGAAGCAACUCUCUGGUAUUGCUGUGGAAACCACCUGUGUACCAGGGCCGUGAUCCGGUCAACGGGUUCUAUGUUGACAUCAAGGAAGCGGACGCACCAGUGGAGGCGUGGAAAGGGGUCAACCUUAAGGCCACAGAGAAGACGUACUUCAAGAUUAAGAAUCUGAGGGAAGGAGAGACGUAUGUGUUCCGUGUGCGUGCCCAGAAUCAAGCCGGUGUUGGACAGACCUCAGAUGUGACAGAGCCGGUCCAAGCUAUCACUAAACCAGGCACAAAGGAGAUCGUUGUGGAGGUUGAUGAUGACGGUAUCGUCUCUCUGAACUUUGAAUGUGGUGAAAUGAUCCCUGACUCCAAAUUUGUGUGGUCCAAGAAUUACGAGGAAAUCACAGACUCAUCCCGGCUGAACAUAGAGACCAAGGGAAACAAAUCCAAAGCUGCUUUUAAAAAUCUUGGUGAGGAGGACAUUGGCAUUUACUCAUGUCUUGUCACCCACACUGAUGGUGCUUCAUCCAGCUACACCAUCUCUGAGGCAGAGUUGAAGAGGCUGCUGGAGGUCAGUCAUGACCACAAAUUCCCCAUUAUUCCCCUGAAGUCAGAGUUGGCUGUGGAGCUGCUGGAGAAGGGUAAAGUUCGCUUUUGGCUUCAGGCGGAAAAGAUUUCAGCUAACGGCAAAGUGGAUUACAUCUUCAAUGACAACACUCUCUCUCAUGGGGAUAAAUACAAGAUGAACUUCGACAAGAACACCGGUGUGAUUGAGAUGAUCAUGGACUGCCUGACUCCGGCGGAUGAGGGUACCUUUACCUUCCAGAUGCAGGAUGGGAAGGCGACUAAUCAGUCCAGCCUGGUGCUGAUAGGAGACGUGUUCAAGGAGCUGCAGAAGGAAUCAGAGUUCCAGAUGAAAGAGUGGGUCAGAAAACAAGGUCCUCACUUUAUCGAGUAUUUGGAUUAUGAGGUGACACCCGAGUGCUGUGUGAUACUGAAAUGCAAGGUUGGCAACACGAAAAAGGAGACGUCUGCGAUUUGGUACAAAGACGGACACGAGAUCAAAGCAGACGAGCAUCUCGGCUUCACCGAGGGAGUGCUGAAACUGGAAAUUGCUCAGAUCUCCAAGAAGGACUCUGGUGUGUAUGAGGUCGUUCUGAAGGAUGACAGAGGAAAAGACACUUCCACGUUGAAUUUGAGAGAUCAAGGUUUCAAAGACUUGAUGAAUGAAGUUUUCAAUUUUAUUGCCAAUUCCUCAACUCCACUGAAGAUCACAAGCACAGAUCAGGGCAUCCGACUCUACACCUUCGUGAGCUACUACAACGAUUUACUCCAAGUGACAUGGCACUACAAGGAUUCGGCCAUUGCUUUCUCUGACCGCAUAAAGAGCGGUGUGGUGGGAGAGCAGCUGUGGCUGCAGAUCACAGAGCCCACGGAGAAAGACAUGGGCAAAUACGCCAUUGAGUUCAACGAUGGAAAAGGAGGCCUGAGGAGGACUGUUGAGCUGUCUGGUCAAGCAUUCGACGAUGCUUUUGCAGAAUUCCAGAGACUUAAAGCUGCUGCUAUUGCAGAGAGAAGUCGUGCUCGAGUGGCAGGAGGCCUGCCUGAUGUGGUCACUAUACAGGAGGGCAAGGCUCUCAAUCUCACCUGCAACAUCUCGGGCGACCCCGUACCAGAGGUCACCUGGCUGAAGAACGACAGGGAGAUCACGUCUGACGACCACUGCAUCCUCAAGUUUGCGUCGGGCAAGUUUGCCAGCUUCACCAUCACCGGUGUGAACACGUCGGACUCUGGCAAGUACAGCAUCCUGGUGAAGAACAAGUACGGCACCGAGAGCGGGGACUUCACCUUGGAGAUCAUAGAGGGAACACCUGACCUGGGCGUGACUUCAUACUGGACUGAUACGGAUGGAAACGUGGUAUUCAGCCCAAACACACCACAGGAAAAGAUGAAAACCCCCAUCACCGAGACGAAAACACAGAAGCGAAAGAAAUCUGUAAGUAAGACCCCUCCAACAGAAAAGGUUGAAGAUGAGAAGAAGGUAGCACCCAAAGCUUCAGAUUUACAAAAAACAGAAGAUGCAAAAGAAGUUUCUCACCAGCCUUUGACUGCUGACCAAUCAGAAGUGUCUGAGCGGCCUGCAGACACAGAGGAAGAGCCUGAACCAGGAGCUGAAACAGACAGAAACACUGCGUGAAACUAAAGAAGAAACUUAUUGAUCAUACUCACAUAUACAAACAUUAGCUACAAGUUUGACGUGUGCUUAGAGCCUUAUAUGACUUAUGUGUUUCCACUUAUUGUAACUUAGAUGCUGCAUUUACUCUUAUUAAAUAUUAAUGAUAGUAAUAUUCCACAUUUGUGUCGCAGAAUAUCUACAACAGAGUGUUAGGGUUACAUUGAGGAAAAAAAAAAAAAAUUAUAUUUGUAACUUCAAGGAAAAAAAUCAUUAUUUUCUGAGAAUAAACUUGUAAUAUUACAAGAUAGUCAUAAUUUUACGAGAAAAAAAAAGUCACAAAUUUACAACAAAAAAGACGUAAAUAUAUGAGAAUAAAGUGGCAAUAUUACGAGAAUAAAAGCCCUAAUUUUCAAGCAAAAAAAAGUUGUGAUUUAACAGAAUAAAAUCAUAUUUUUAUAAGAAAAAGGGGAUAUUAUAUUACGGAAAAAACAUAUUGCCAGAAAACUUUAAAACAGGCAAGAGCACAGGCAGCCUCCAUGGUAAACACUGUCACAGGUGCCAGUCAACAGGUAAUCUGCAAUAUAUUUAUUCCAUAAUAUAAUAUCCCCUUUCUCGUAAAAAUACAACUUUAUUCUCAUAACAUUACAACUUUUUUUCUUGUAAAAUUACAACUUUUUUCUUAUGAUAUUAAGACUUUAUUCUUGAAAUUAUGACUUUAUUCUCGAUAUCCAACUUUUUUCCCUUAAGAUGGCCCUAAUCUUCUGUCGUAAAUAUCUCAUCUGCUAACAAUUAAAAAAACCAAAACAAAACAUAACACACACACACACACACAGAGAGAGAGAGUUUUGAGAAUUUGCCUGCAUUUGAUUUGGAUAUUUUUGUUGUCUCUUUCAGACUAUUUGCUAAAAUAAACGAUCUGUUGGCAUAUUUAUUGGUUUAAAUAUUCACACUUGUGAGUUUAUAGUGCCACAUGAUUUCGGGACACAGAGUGAAACAGACUUAAGAGGCUUUUGGAGGUGAGGCACUCAGUAGUUGGAGGGGAGAACAAAGCAAACAUGAGAAAUUCUUGGGGUGAAACAGGGCAGAAUUAAUUUAAAUCAACAAGUGCAAAAGUUGGAACGACCCAGUGGAGACAAUAGUGCAGUGAGGGGAACCACAGCUCAUUACAUUAAAUAUUUUUAUACUUGUUCAAUGUUUUUGUGUUUGUUUUUCAAAUGCAUCUUAAUCUUUUAUACUGGCUCUAAAGAGCAGAUGACUGCAGCUUACUGACACAUUUCAGGGUCAAAGCUGGCAAAAGCAUAGACAAAAACAUACAGAUUAAUAAGAUAUACAUUUAUAGUAUAAUAGAUUAUUAAAGACUUUAUAAAUAGAUGUUUAUGCCAUAUACGUGUAAAUCGUGUUGCAGACUCGUAUGUAACAAUCUAGGGAAUCCCUGUGUAAACAUCCAGUCAUAGUCUGACGCAGCAGGUGUUUAAUUGGGAACUGAAACUCUCUACUUCCCCUCCAGAGUGGAUGGUACACUUCAUUUGUUCCUCCUUACUUUCAGUGGGUGGCACACUGCCUUCCUCGGCUGAGGAUUCAGGUCCAGUCUGGCCUCUGCUACUUUCAUGUUAUUAUUUAGGGGUAUGAAUGCACAUAUUUUAAAUAUCCCCCCAAAAUAGCCCCAAAUCUUCUUCUAUGCAAAUUGUACAUAUCUGCAGGAACAGACAAUGCAAAAAUGUAUUCUGGUGAUUGGGUUGCUCACUGUGAAUAAUAAAGUACUUUUUUUUCGCUGCACUUAAUUUCAGAAAAGGAAAAUAAUUGUGCUGCCUCUACUGGAAGGUUUGGAGUCCUCCCCAGGAAAAUUUGACCAUCAAACACUUAAUUUCCUGCAUUCUCAUGAAUUCUUUUGCAUUAAUUUAUGGUUUGAAUUGUCUAUAAUAUUGUCAGAAAAAAAAAGUCCUUUGCUACUUUCAUGUUCUUAUGGGUGGAGAAAAAUGCACAUGUGGAUGAUACAUUUUCCAGUAUUGGAUCUGGAUAGUGGAUAUUGUGUCACAGCUUUACAGCUAUGCAGCAAGCUAAACAUGCUUUUAAUAAAGGUUGAAGAGAGCA